UGGGCGGGAAUAGAGGCGACCGUCGUGAAGGACGACGAAGGGAAGAUGAAAGGGUACUCUGAAGACAUAGACACCCUCCUCGUAUUCGCCGGUCUGUUCUCCGCCGUCCUCACCGCCUUCGUUAUCCAGACAUAUCAGAUGCUCCAGCCAUCUAGCGCCGACCUCACGAACCAACUCCUUACUACCAAUAACCAGAUCCUUGCCGAAAACAACCGGAUCCUUGUCCAGGGACUCUCCGCCGUCCUCACCGGAGCUCCGUUCUCCCCUCCUCCGCUGACGUCUCCCGUAGAUCCUCCGCCGUUCGAGCCAUCGACUCCGGCGCGAUGGAUCAACACCCUGUUCUUCAUCAGCCUCGUCCUCAGUCUCGCUGCCGCCCUGAUAGGAAUCCUGGUCAAGCAAUGGGUGCGUGAGUACAUGCAGUGGAAUUCGACUCUUGCAGCGCCGCGCGAGAAUGUCAUGGUGCGGCAAUUCCGAUUCGAGGCGUGGGAAGCCUGGAAGGUCUCGGCGAUCGUCUCGACGGUGCCGGCGCUGCUCGAGGUCGCCAUGAUCCUGUUCCUCAUUGGCAUGGUCAUUCUUCUCUGGACCUUG
Molecule: messenger RNA, 588 nt
Organism: Phanerochaete carnosa HHB-10118-sp
Lineage: Eukaryota; Fungi; Basidiomycota; Agaricomycetes; Polyporales; Phanerochaetaceae
Exons: 2
Source: RefSeq, a predicted model, not a curated record